This is a messenger RNA of Paramuricea clavata, 2984 nucleotides long. Lineage: Eukaryota; Metazoa; Cnidaria; Anthozoa; Malacalcyonacea; Plexauridae. The record is from the annotation of a GenBank genome assembly.
AUGCCAUCUUUAUUAAUAGAUGCACCUACUACUGAGCAGCCAACAACAUAUAUUUCUGACGCCAGUUCAACUGAUACCAUGACAACGUCAUCUAAGUCAUCAGCUCGUUCCAAUCCUCCGAGUGAAGUGUCGAGCAGUGAUGAUGAUGAUUCCUCUGGAACAUUUGUUAUCAUAGCUGUUGUGGUACCUGUAGUAUUGUUGAUAGUCUUGGUUGUCGUUGUAUGGUGGUUGUGUAAACGCAAGAAGAGAAAUAUGUAAGCUUUUAAAAAUUUUAAUAAUUUUAUUAUCAUGCAAUGUGUGACGUAAUAUCAACAAAGGUAAAUUAAAGAAAUUAAAGUUUUGAUGUUUCUUUCAAUUGGAACAACGAAAAGCUUCGCUUAGUUAUCAAUGAGGACGAAAUAAAUAGAGAGUCUAAUUCCAUUUGAGUUUUUCUUGAUAUUUAUUACAACAGGCAAGGAAAUUCAAGUCAUGGAAGUUCCGGCAAAAACAAUGGUAUGCACAAACUAUGUAAUUGUUUAAAUUAACUCAGCAGUGAGUUCUGUACAACAUCAGAUCACUUUAAGGUAACUCACAUUCAAGAACAUGUACUACCUCUGCAUGAUCUAUAAACCAUGCUUAACUCAGCAGUGAGUUCUGUACAGCAUUAGAUCACUUUAAGGUAGCUCACAUUCAAGAACAUGUACUACCUCUGCAUGAUCUACAGGUAUAAACCAUGCUUAACUCAGCAGUAAGUUCUGUACAACAUCAGAUCACUUUAAGGUAACUCACAUUCAAGAACAUGUACUACCUCUGCAUGAUCUACAGGUAUAAACCAUGCUUAACUCAGCAGUAAGUUCUGUACAACAUCAGAUCACUUUAAGGUAACUCACAUUCAAGAACAUGUACUACCUCUGCAUGAUCUACAGGUAUAAACCAUGCUUAACUCAGCAGUGAGUUCUGUACAACAUCAGAUCACUUUAAGGUAACUCACAUUCAAGAACAUGUACUACCUCUGCAUGAUCUACAGGUAUAAACCAUGCUUAACUCAGCAGUGAGUUCUGUACAACAUCAGAUCACUUUAAGGUAACUCAAAUUCAAGAACAUGUACUACCUCUGCAUGAUCUAACCAUGCUUAACUCAGCAGUGAGUUCUCUGCAUGAUCUAACCAUGCUUAACUCAGCAGUGAGUUCUGUACAACAUCACAUCACUUUAUUAAGAUACCCCACGUUCAAAAACAUGUACUACCUCACAUGAUCUAACCAUGAAAGGUCCAUACACACCGAGCGCAAUUCGACAACCGGACGACGCGAAUUUUCAGUUUUUGAAAGUUAAUAAAACAGCCAAUGAGAGCAAAUUUUAAAAGAUAUGUAUACCAAAUAACUCAAAAUGUUGUAACGCUUCUAAAUAUUUGGAAAAUUUAAACUAGGAUCAAAGUUAUCGGUCAGUGAAAAUCGAAAAAUCGCGUCGCGUUGUCGAAUCGCGUCCGGUGUGUCUGGACCUUAACUCAGCAGUGAGUUCUGUACAACAUAGCAUCACUUAAAGAUAGCCCACAGUAAUGAGCAUUUAGGGACACCAUAUAUAUAUAGGCAACACAUGCGUAUCAGUAAGUUAGUACAACUGAGGUUUUCUGAACAAUGUGUCUUAUGUAGGUACUGCAGGCCUGAAGCAGUUCAGACACACAGACAGUAAUCUACGAGGGCCAGAUGCUUAUGCAGAUGGACAAAUCGGGGACACAAACGAAACGUUUGGAACUGAUUCUCAAGUAAAUCCUGGAUAUGCAACGCCUGAUUUCAAAAAAAGAGAAAUCAAUCCCGUUAAUUCUUAUCCCGAGCCUGGGUAUGAAACUCCUGAUGUCAAAAAGAAAGAGGUGAAUGUCGCCACUGCAGAUUCUGCCUAUUCAAUGCCAGAUAAAAAUACAAGUGAAAAUAAUGCUGAUAUCGAACGGGUUGAUGUUAACGGAGAUCUGUAUGCUCUGCCGAAUAAAAAUAAAAAUACUAAAAAGGUAAAAAUGUUUAUUAAUGUAAAGAGAUGAAUGCUUAAAAGUGAUACAACAGCAUCAGAAAUUAUUUAAUCUAAACUAAACUAAGCUGGGCUAUUAAAUUCAGUACUUUUGAAAUUGUGAUAUUUGCUGUGUUGGUGUAAUGUACUCAGGAUAAGAUGCUUGUGUGAUAUGUUACUCUGAGUGUAUAUCCACACCGGGCAGGCUUGAAAAAUCAACUUGUUAACAACUUGUUACGUGCAGGCGAUAUCAGCUGGAAAGCUUGUUGGAACAACUUAACUUGCUGCGAGUCUGUUGGCCUCAUCAACCUUAUUACAAGAUGAUAACAACUUGUUCCAGACUCGUCAACAACUGGAAACAAGCAGUGCGAACACAUCUUGUUGACAAGCUACAGUAUGAGAUUUUUACGCGUGUACACACGUAAAAACGCACAAGUUGUAACAAGCCUGCAGCGGACGUGUAGCAAUGCUGUUCCAACAACUUGUCAACAGGAUGUGUUCGCACUGCUUGUUCCCAGCUUGUUGACAAAUUGCCAACGGCUUGUUGACAACUUGCUACAAGGUUGUUGAGCUCAACAUACUUGUAACAAGUUGUUCCAACAAUUUGUUAUCUUAUCGUCCUGCAAAUCACCACUUUGCCAACAAGUUGUGAGUGACAACCUUGUAGCAACUUGAUAAAAUGACAGCAUUGUUACAACUUGUUGACAAGCUUGCUACAAGCCGCCUGUUGCGAACACAUCUUGUUGACAAGUUGUGAGAUUUUUACGUGUGUAGCUUUAUCCACUAACGGCUAAUGUGCCAUGAUUGACACAAACUAUAUACUUUUAUAUAAGUGACGUAUUUUCAAUCUACAGAUUAAUGGUUUAAACUACAUGGAUCCUUCACGGUUGGUUUCUGGCAGUCAAGACGGAAAUGAAAGCCAGGAUCAAUCUAGCCAACCUACUGAAUACGCGGAAGUUGUGGGAGUCAUGAAGCCAGCGCCGAAAAAAACGAAAACGAAAAAAUGA